Molecule: messenger RNA, 537 nt
Organism: Trichomonas vaginalis G3
Lineage: Eukaryota; Parabasalia; Trichomonadida; Trichomonadidae
Product: adenylate kinase protein
Exons: 1
Coding region: 1-537 (178 amino acids)
Cellular component (GO): cytoplasm; nucleus
Molecular function (GO): ATP hydrolysis activity; ATP binding; AMP kinase activity
Source: RefSeq, a predicted model, not a curated record
AUGUCAAGAACUCGUCCGAAUUUUCUUAUCACAGGAACGCCAGGUGUAGGCAAAACAACAUUCUCUGAGAUACUUGCAGAAAGAUAUAAUCUCGUUCACAUUCCAGUCAGUCGUUUAAUUCAAGAUAAGCAUCUUUGGCAAGAAAAAGAUGAAGAGAGAGACUGCACAAUUUACGAUGAGGAUCUCCUUGAUGAAGCUAUCAAAGAGAUCUUGGAUUCAAAUCCAGAAGGUGGUGUUAUCUUUGAUUUCCACUGUUCUGAUAUCGUCAUGCUCGAUGACAUUGACUACGUCUUAGUUCUCAGAACAAACUCAGAUAUCCUUUACAAACGCCUUCAAUCUCGUGGUUAUUCUGAAUCUAAAAUCCAAGAAAAUACAGAAUGUGAAAUUUUCAGAGUAGUUCUUGACGAAGUUCUCGAAGGCUUCGAAGAACUUGGAGAAGAUCAUAUCAUCGAAAUACAAUCAGAUACAAUGGAACAGCUCGAUGAAGCUGUCAUGAACGUUGGUCACUUAAUAGAAAGCUACCAGCAGCAAGAAUAG